UUAUAUAGUGAAAGAUCAUUGCAUUCAUUUCUCCCAUUUAUCUCCUUAUCCAAUGAUGCUGUUUCAAAAGCAUAGAGUUUUCAUUCUUAUUGAAGUAAAGACUCAAUGAGACAACUUCAUUUGAAUAAAAUAUCGAUAAGAAAUCUUGAAGAAAUAUUAUACGUUAAGUUGUUCGGUAAAGAACUUCAAUGUAACUUAUACGAUUAGGAUCUUAUAAAGGCGCUCUCCUGUGGUAAAACAAGCGAUGAACAGGAAGAAGUUCUUCUAUAUGUUUAUGCUGAUGGUGGCAUUGUUUACUUCAUCAUCAACUAUAGACCCACCAAAUGGAAUGAUUGCAAAGACAACAUGUAGAGUAUUAAAGUACGAGGUUCCACAUCAAUUUGCCAGUGUGGAUUUUGCUUUGGAAGAUCUGAGACCAAAUUUGUUGACCAUAAAUCGUUUUAAAGACCUCAUUAAUUCAGCAAAAAAUUGCUCUAUUGUUAGUAGCAUUAAUGUAAUUAGCGUGGACUUUGAAAGACGAGACACAACAAGAAUAGAGAUCAUAGAAAAGAUAACAUUGAAAUUGUCAGCUGAUAGUACGAUAAAUCUGCCACAAGAAAUUGUAACAAGUCUAAAAUUUUGUGUCAAAAAUGUCGCCAAUAAUAAUGAAAUUAAUUCAAUUGCCUUCACAGUAAAUCUGACAUUGAACACAACAGGACUCCCAAUUAAAUCCCUCCACAUUGGUGGCAUAGUAGUAGAUGAUAGGAGCACUUGCUGCUCCACUUUACAUGGUAUACAGGAGGAUGUGUGUUGUCCACGCAACCUUAUUGAACAAGGAGAUUUCUGCGAAUGUUCCGAUGGUAACUUCUUAAACUUAACUCAAACGUGUGAAGCUUGUCCUGUGGACACAUUUCAAAAUAUUUCUGGAAGUGUUAACUGCCAACGUUGUCCAAUAAACACAACUACGUAUGGAAAGAAACAAUCGAGAGAUAUUUCUUCUUGUUUACAAGCUUGCUCAGUUGGAUUUUUUUUUGAAAAAAGAAGAGAAGUUUGCAAACAAUGUCCUCUUCAUACAUAUCAGCCUGAGAUGGCAAAGACUGAAUGUAUUGAAUGUCCUAAUGGAAGAAUUACCUUGAAUACUUCAAGUAAAAACAGCGACGAUUGUAUACAAAAUUGUUCUGCUGGUUCAUUCUACUCAUUUCAAACCCACCAAUGUGAAUACUGUCCAGUUAACUUUUAUCAACCACACUAUGGUCAAAUUGGUUGCAUUGCCUGUCGUAAUGGUACAGUUACAGCCGAAAAUGGAACAGUCGACGAUCGUGGCUGUAUCAAAGACUGCAAUCCUGGUUAUAGAUUCAAUCAAUCAGAUUGUGUACUUUGUCAUAACAACACGUAUCAACCAUUGAGAAGUCAGAUUCAUUGUGACAAGUGUCCUGAUGGUACAAUAACUUACACUGAAGGACCUUAUGUGAAUGUGACCUACUGUAAAGAAGAAUGUCGUCCAGGAUAUUAUUUUAAUUUGUCUGAAAUGGUUUGCAAAAAAUGUCCACGAAACUCGACACAAGAGAAUAAAGGGCAAACUACAUGUCACUUGUGUCCAAUACAUCUACCAAUCACAGAGAAAGAAGGAACAGUUUCUCAACUUGACUGUAUACAAAAAUGUAAUGCAGGUUCUUAUUUUAACAAAACGACUUUAAACUGUACCAAAUGUAGAAGAAAUAGUUAUCAACCAGAUGUCGGAAAAACAAAUUGUUUCAAGUGUGGAAUGAACAAGAUUACCAUAGCAACUGGAGCCAUCGACGAGACCAAAUGUGUUGAAAAUUGUGCAACUGGUUUUUUCUUCAACCAAAGUACAAAAACUUGUGAAAAAUGUCCUUUAGGAAGUUACAAACACUUUAUUGGUCAUUAUCCAUGCCUAUCUUGCAAUGUUAAUUAUACAACAAUACAUAAAGGGCGAAUUACAGAGUCUGAAUGCAUUCUAAAAUGUUUUGAAGGAAAUUACUACAACAUAACAAGCCAAAAAUGUAUUUCUUGUCCAUUAAAUACUUAUCAAGAUAAGGAAGCAGCAACAGAAUGUACUUUAUGUCCCAAUAAUGGUGUUACACAAAAAUCAGGAGCAGUAGGAUUGAGAGAAUGCAACAGCAUUGUCACUGGGUCACAGGAAUCAGACAAAAAUAACAUAGUAAUUGUGAUUUCUGUCGCGGUGAUAGCGGUCAUUUUUAUACCAAUAUGCAUGCUUUUGUUGUGCUACUAUCGAAAAUGGCGAAUAAAAGAAAAUGAGAGAAGAAUGUCUGACCGACCAUUAGACCCAGAUAGCCGUGCUUCAACAUACUACGAUGAUAAUCCAGGAAAAAGACCGAAAUUUCAUUCAUCCUUAAGUUCUGGUUUAAAUCAUCAUUACAGAAUGCAGGGCACUGGCCUCUCGAAAAAUGAUAGCACACCAAUAAUAAAGAUCGCACAUCUUCCAACAGGACUUGAAAUUCCUAGGAGUAAUUUAAAUUUUUUAGGUGAAGUUCUCGGAAAAGGAAACUUUGGAAGGGUUGAAAAAGCAAUUCUACGUAAUGGUGAAACUGAACAUGUUGUAGCGGUGAAAAUGAUAAAAGGAGGUGCAACACUUUCUGAUGAAAAAGAGUUGUUUGACGAGCUCGAAAUGCUGGUCAACCUUCAGCCACAUCCUCACCCAAAUAUUGUAAAUCUUAUAGGUGGAAGCACUACCAGUGAUGGACCUUUGUUUUUGGUUGUCGAAUAUUGCAGCAAGGGAAACUUGUUAAAAUAUCUGCAGAAACAUCAAGAUCAUAAAAUAGCGAGUCAAGAUUAUGUCAAUGUUACUCCUCUCUCAGAUGUAACUUCUACAAUUUCCUAUGAAUGGAAAUUAAUGAAAGCUUUAGAAGUUUGUAGUGGAAUGUCUCAUUUAGCCAAGUUUAAGAUAAUACAUCGAGAUGUAGCAGCUAGAAAUGUUUUGUUGGACGAAAAUCUUGUUGCGAAAAUUUCAGAUUUUGGAAUGGCAAGAGAUAUUUAUAUUAAACAGAUAUAUCGUAAAGAUACUGAGGGAUUUCUUCCUGUGCGUUGGAUGGCUAUUGAAUCACUAGAAUCUUUCAUAUAUACCACUCAAAGUGAUAUAUGGUCCUUUGGAAUACUUCUGUGGGAAAUAAUCACUGAUGGACGUGUACCAUACAACAAUAUACUGGAUCACGGCCAGCUCUUGGAUUACAUAAAAUCUGGUCAAAUUAUGAAGAGACCACGGAACUGUCCGAAAGAUUUAUACCAAAUUAUGGAAAAAUGUUGGUCAAGUAAUCCAACACAGCGGCCAACGUUUCCAUAUCUUGUGAAUGUAUUAGAAAAUUUAUACGAUGAUGAACUGCAUAAGAGCGACGCUCUACCUCAAAGAAUUCUCCGAAAAAUGAGCAGCCGACGCAAAAAGAAAAGAGCAGAAGAAAAGAUGGACUAUGUUUGCCAUAAAUUAAAUGAUAAAAAUACAAUCAGCAACGUUGAAAAAAUGGAAGAAGAACAAAUGUCAAGAACAGAAAAAAUUCUCAAUGACGACAAAGAUCAAAGAGAAAGUAAUUUUAGUGAGUUUUCUAACUUUGGCAAAGAUGUACUUUAUAAUAAGACAAAAAUCAAAGCCAAUAAUGCAACAGGUGGCAAUUACGAACUUCAAGAACAAAAAAGAAAAUAUGAAAACAUCUUUCUGUCGAGAAAUAAGAGUGGUAAUGACUUUCCGUCAUCAAAGAAAGGUGAAAAGACCUUAACACAAGGAAAAGAAGAUGAAAGCAAGAUGCAGCAACAAGAUGACUUUACAGAUUGCUAAUGUUAGUGCAACCAAAUAUUAUUGUUUUACAUGCAAUGUAACUGAUAUGAUAACUAAUAAUAACAAAUGUAUAAAUAAUCUACAGUAAAAUGCAAAACAAUAUUUGCCAUAA
Xenia sp. Carnegie-2017 is the source of this 3899-nucleotide messenger RNA. RefSeq lists its product as uncharacterized. Gene Ontology annotation, cellular component: signaling receptor complex. Bases 245 to 3787 code for a protein of 1180 amino acids. The transcript is spliced from 21 exons. Gene Ontology annotation, biological process: cell surface receptor protein tyrosine kinase signaling pathway; multicellular organism development; positive regulation of kinase activity. Gene Ontology annotation, molecular function: transmembrane receptor protein tyrosine kinase activity; ATP binding. NCBI's taxonomy places the organism in Eukaryota, Metazoa, Cnidaria, Anthozoa, Malacalcyonacea, Xeniidae. The record is from RefSeq and is a predicted model, not a curated record.